Drosophila innubila is the source of this 1873-nucleotide messenger RNA. RefSeq names its product NADP-dependent malic enzyme-like. Bases 36 to 1859 code for a protein of 607 amino acids. The transcript is spliced from 4 exons. NCBI's taxonomy places the organism in Eukaryota, Metazoa, Arthropoda, Insecta, Diptera, Drosophilidae. Gene Ontology annotation, molecular function: malate dehydrogenase (decarboxylating) (NADP+) activity; malate dehydrogenase (decarboxylating) (NAD+) activity; NAD binding. Gene Ontology annotation, biological process: malate metabolic process; pyruvate metabolic process. Gene Ontology annotation, cellular component: mitochondrion. The record is from RefSeq and is a predicted model, not a curated record.
UUCUUUUUCUAUUAUUUUGAUAUAAAAUUUAUAGAAUGGCUUAUAGUCAAACGUUAUUUGGAUUAAGCCGUGGUUUCAGCCACUCGAAGUGCUGCAACAGGCAGAAGGAACUCCCCGGAGUGUCCAGUUAUCAUUGGGCACCGCCGAUCGUGAAACACAAUUACCGGAAUGUUUCGAGCCCAAAGUAUAAUAAGGGCUUGAGUCUCAGUCACGAGGAACGACAGAGACUGAAUAUUUGUGGACUUCUUCCCCCCGCCUAUCGAACCAUGACAGAACAACUUCACGCUGUGGCAACCAACUUUGCUGCCCAGUCAACGGAUCUGCAUCGUUAUAUGUACCUGAGAGAGCUGCGAAAUCGCCAUGAGCGUCUUUAUUUCCAGUUCGUCACUGAUCACGUGAAGGAGGUGAUGCCCGUUGUGUAUACGCCCACUGUGGGCGCGGCAUGUGUGCACUUUAGUUUGUUGCACUUUGCCAUAUUGGGAAUGUAUAUCUGCAAGUUUGACAAGGGUCGCAUUGUCGAUGUUAUCAAGAAUUGGCCAGAGAAAGAUAUUCGUGCCGUUUGCAUCACGGAUGGCGAGCGGAUUCUUGGAUUGGGAGAUCAGGGGGCCAAUGGCAUGGGCAUUCCCGUGGGCAAACUAGAUCUGUACACGGCACUCGGCAAAAUACCACCUGAGCUUCUAAUGCCGGUUCUUCUGGACGUUGGCACCAACAACAAACAGCACUUGGCUGAUCCGUUGUAUAUUGGCGUACGUCAGGAGCGGAUUCGGGGAGAGGAGUAUGAGGAGCUGGUGCAGGAAUUAAUGGAUGCAAUUGUCGAAUGCUGGGGACCCCAAACACUCAUUCACUUCGAGGACUUUGCCACACCGAAUGCCUUCAAGUUUAUUGAGAAAUACAAGAAUUGCUAUUGCUACUUUAAUGACGACAUUCAAGGCACGGCAGCCACAGGAUUGGCCGGGUUCAUCGGAGUUGAGCGUAUAACAAAGAUUCCCCUCGAAGAUCAUGUCAUUUUGUUUGUAGGUGCUGGUAGUGCAGCCGUGGGCAUUGGUAAUCUGGUGAUCCAAGAGAUCAUCAGUCGUGGCAUCUGCGAGGAGGAAGCUGCCGAAAAUAUCUACAUGACCGAUUCUUUAGGUCUAUUAACCAAGGAUAGGGAGAACGUCUUACUAGGUGCAAAGCCAUUUCUGAAAGACAUGCCUCCCAACAAGAAUCUAGAGGAUUUGGUGAAACAAUUGAAGCCCACAAUAUUAUUGGGCGCAACAGGCGUGGGCGGACUCUUCACAGAGAAUAUCAUUCGAACUAUGGCAAAAAACCAUAAGCAGCCUGCAAUUUUCGCAAUCUCAAAUCCAACGAGCCAGGCUGAAUGCACUGCCGAACAGGCUUAUAAUUUCACAGAGGGUCGUGCUCUGUUCUGUUCUGGGUCUCCCUUUCCCCCUGUUGUGUUCAAUGGCAAGCGAUUUGUUCCUGGCCAGGCAAACAACUCCUUUGCCUUUCCCGGUGUCGCCUUGGGAGUGAUGUGUGCGAGGCCCUACAACAUACCCGAUGACUUAUUCCUCGUUGUGGCACAUACAUUGGCUGCCUACGUUGUGGAAGACAAUCCGAAUACUGAAAAGAUUUAUCCGGAUACUGCGGAAUCUUGUGCAGUUGCCCUCAUGAUUGCUGUUCAGGUGGUGCAGUAUUUCAUUGACCAUGGCUUGGCUAAUUUGUAUCCGAUACCUGAGAAUCUCUAUGAGUUUGUCAAGUGCCAUCAAUACUAUACGAAUUACAAAUCAUUAGUGGCCUCUACUUGGAAGUAUCCCAAGCUACCUAGGCUUCCCUUAACAAAGAAACCUGAGAAGGACUUGAAAUCGAGUCCUAAAAAGUAACUAAGUCAGCUAUG